This is a messenger RNA of Ananas comosus (pineapple), 2481 nucleotides long. Its product is annotated as long chain acyl-CoA synthetase 4-like. NCBI's taxonomy places the organism in Eukaryota, Viridiplantae, Streptophyta, Magnoliopsida, Poales, Bromeliaceae. Gene Ontology annotation, molecular function: long-chain fatty acid-CoA ligase activity. The coding region runs from base 264 to 2231 and encodes 655 amino acids. The record is from RefSeq and is a predicted model, not a curated record. Gene Ontology annotation, biological process: fatty acid metabolic process. Gene Ontology annotation, cellular component: endoplasmic reticulum; membrane. The transcript has 19 exons.
GAACCCCACGCAGAGCGCGCUUCUCCCGCUGAGGUCAAAAAAUUAAAAAAUAAAAGGAAAAAAAAAACCCUAAGGGCGAUUUCGCGAUCGAUUCAUCGUCUCCUCGGCUUUAGAUUAUUCGAUCGAGCAUUCGAUUGGUUGCGGCGCGGGAUCUGAUUGUGCGGAGCAUUAAUAUCUGGUUUUGAUUUGUUAUAUUUUGUGUAUAUUUGUAUAUAUAUAGAGAGAGAGAGGUGGGAGGGGGUAGGAGGAGAGGGGAGGUGGAGAUGAAGCACCUUGUGGAGGUGGAGAAGGGGAGGGAGGGUGCCGAUGGAGCCCCCUCCGUCGGCGCCGCUUACCGGAAUGCCUUUCUCAAGGACGGUUUCCUGACGCCGAUCCCUGGGCUUGAUAGUUGCUGGGACAUAUUCCGUUUAGCUGUGGAGAAGCAUCCUAAUAACCGAAUGCUUGGUCGGCGUGAGAUUGUUAAUGGCGAGGUUGGUAAAUACGUGUGGCUAACUUACAAGGAAGUAUAUGAAACUGUUGUGAAAGUGGGUGCUUCCAUUCGAAGUUGUGGAGUACAGAAGGGAGGUCGUUGUGGUAUCUAUGGAGCUAAUUGUCCUGAGUGGGUUAUCAGUAUGGAGGCUUGCAACGCUCAUGGGAUUUAUUGUGUUCCGUUAUAUGACACUCUUGGUGCUGGAGCAGUGGAGUUUAUUUUAUGUCAUGCUGAAGUUCAGAUUGCUUUUGUUGAGGAAAAGAAGAUUGGAGAGGUGUUGAAAACCUUUCCUAAUUCAACCAAAUUCUUAAAAACAAUUGUGAGCUUUGGCAAUGUCAAUCCUGAACAAAAAGAGGAGGUUGGAAAACAUGGUCUGGCAAUCUACUCAUGGGAUGAAUUUCUGCUGUUGGGAAGUGAUCAACAGUUUGAUCUUCCCGUGAAGGAAAAGACUGAUAUAUGCACCAUUAUGUAUACCAGUGGAACAACUGGUGAUCCUAAGGGGGUUAUGAUCUCCAACAGGAGCAUUGUUAGUCUUAUUUCUGGUAUUGCUCAUGUUCUCGAGUAUGUGAAUGAGCAGGUGACUGAAAAUGAUGUUUAUUUAUCUUAUCUCCCUCUUGCACAUAUAUUUGAUCGGGUGAUUGAAGAGUUCUUCAUUUUUAGUGGUGCUUCAAUUGGAUUUUGGCGUGGGGAUGUUAAGUUGUUAGUUGAAGACCUUACAGAGUUGAAGCCAACAAUUUUCUGUGCUGUUCCACGUGUGCUGGACAGAAUCUAUACAGGACUGCAAAGUAAGAUAUCCUCUGGAGGCUUCCUGAAGCAGAAAUUAUUCAACAUUGCUUACAGAAUCAAAUUACAGAAUAUGCUGAAGGGAAAAAAGCAUGAGGAAGCAACUUCAAUUUUUGAUAAAAUAGUCUUUAGUAAGAUAAAACAAGGAUUAGGUGGGCAAGUUCGGAUCAUUUUAUCUGGAGCAGCUCCUCUAGCUAGACAUGUCGAAGAAUUUUUGCGUGUGGUGACUUGUGCGCAUGUUAUACAAGGCUAUGGUCUCACCGAGACCUGUGCAGGGACCUUUGUUUCGCUGCCAAAUGAGAUAUCCAUGCUAGGAACAGUGGGUGUCCCAGUACAAAAUGUUGAUGUGCGUCUAGAAUCUGUGCCUGAAAUGGGAUAUGAUGCUCUUUCAAGCACCCCUAGAGGGGAGAUCUGCAUCAGGGGAGAUACCUUGUUCUCAGGAUACCACAAAAGGGAAGAUCUCACAAAGGAAGUUAUGAUUGAUGGGUGGUUUCACACAGGGGACGUUGGUGAGUGGCAGCCUGAUGGAAGCUUGAAAAUCAUUGAUCGCAAGAAAAAUAUUUUUAAACUUUCACAAGGGGAGUAUGUUGCAGUUGAAAACCUAGAGAACAUAUAUGGUCUAGUUCCUGAUAUUGACUCGAUAUGGAUUUAUGGGAAUAGUUUUGAGUCGUUCCUUGUUGCGGUAAUUAAUCCCAAUAAGGAAGCUCUAGAGCGCUGGGCUGAACAGAAUGAGAUAAGUGGGGAUUUUGCUGACCUAUGUAAGAAUUCUAAAGCCAAAGAAUACAUUUUGGGAGAACUCACAAAGAUUGGCAAAGAAAAGAAGCUAAAAGGAUUUGAGUUUAUAAAAGCUAUCCACCUGGACCCUGCACCGUUUGAUAUGGAACGAGACCUCAUCACUCCAACAUUCAAGAAGAAGCGACCACAGCUGCUCAAGUAUUACCAGGAUGUGAUCGACGGCCCGUAUAAGAGUUCCCAGUAAGCGAUCGUGAAAAGCAACUGCUCCUUAUGAUUGAUUGAAUGAGCUUGGCGGCACUGACUGAUGUAUUCUUUCAUCUGUACUUAUUUUGCUUUAAAUAUCGUAAACUCUUUCAGUACUACUGCAUUUAAUCUGAAUGAUGUUCGACUAAUAUGCUGCUGAAGUUCUUUAACAGUAUUCUUUGUAAUUUUGCAUUUUGUGUGAUACAUAUCAUUUUGCUCGUUUGGAUGAAGAGAACAAGUAUUUCUCGUUA